AUUCCGUCCUCUGGCCUACACUCCCGUCUCCACUUCCUCGAUCAGCAGCCGCGCCGGCAGCAGCUCGCGGUGCCCCUCCCUCCUCCCCAGCGCUCGCAGAUCGGCGCCGGCGCCGCGGCCGCCGGGCGGAGGGCCAUGGCCACGAAGCACCCACACGGGGACGCUGAUCCGUCCACCUCGCCUCCCCCGCCGCCGAGCCGCCGCCCGCGCGGCUUCGCCUCCGCCUCUACCCCCGCGGCGCCUCCUCCCCCGGGGCGGCGGCGCGGCGAGCGGGAGAGGGAGCGGGAGAAGGAGCGGACGAAGCUGCGGGAGCGGCAGCGGCGCGCCAUCACCAGCCGUAUGCUGGCCGGGCUGCGGCAGCACGGCAACUUCCCCCUCCCCGCCCGCGCCGACAUGAACGACGUCCUCGCCGCCCUCGCCCGCGCCGCCGGGUGGACCGUCCACCCCGACGGCACCACCUUCCUCUCCUCUCCCCCGCCCCCUCUCCCUUCCCCCGCCCAAUUCCAGGGGGCUUUCCAGGCUACUUCUCUGGAAACCCCAGUUUUUACCAACUCUCUGAACAGCUACGCCAUUGGGACGCCAUUAGAUUCCCAGGCUUCAGCCCUACAAACAGAUGAUAGCCUGUCACCGUCGUCAUUGGAUUCAGUCGUGGUGGCAGAGCAAAGCAUAAAGAAUGAGAGCUAUGGGAAUUCAAGUUCAGCCAAUUCUCUGAAUUGCAUGGGAAGUGACCAGCCCAACUUUUCGUUUGGGCUUUCUGAUUUAGCAAAUCAAAUUGGAAUCAAAUUGGGCGACAACCUCAGUUUUUCUUUUAUUGUUCAAUUGGAGCAGCUAUUGAGAGCAUCAGCAGUAUGCGCGGGUGAUUUCACGAAAACUCCAUAUAUACCAGUGUACGCCUCUUUGUCUAUGGGCAUUAUCAAUUGUUAUUGCCAAUUGGUUGAUCCUGAGGCUGUACGCGCUGAACUAAGGCAUCUAAAGUCUUUGAAUGUUGAUGGAGUUGUUGUAGACUGUUGGUGGGGGAUUGUGGAAGCCUGGACUCCUCAAAAAUAUGAAUGGUCUGGCUACAGGGAUCUUUUUGGUAUUAUUAAAGAGUUCAAGCUAAAAGUUCAGGUUGUAUUGUCAUUUCAUGGGUCUGGGGAGUGUGGAUCUGGUGGUGUGUUAAUUGCUCUUCCUAGGUGGGUACUGGAAAUUGCACAAGAGAACCAAGAUAUAUUUUUCACUGAUCGAGAAGGUAGGAGGAAUACAGAAUGCCUCUCCUGGGGAAUUGACAAAGAACGAGUCCUUCGAGGGAGAACUGGCAUUGAGGUUUAUUUUGAUUUCAUGAGGAGCUUUCAUAUGGAAUUCAGAAGCUUAUCUGAAGAGGGUCUUAUUUCUGCUAUUGAGGUUGGAUUAGGUGCUUCUGGAGAGCUAAGAUACCCUUCGUGUCCAGAAAAAAUGGGCUGGAGAUAUCCUGGUAUUGGUGAGUUUCAGUGUUAUGACAGGUAUAUGCAAAAGAACCUACGGCAAUCAGCCUUGGCACGGGGGCAUUUGUUUUGGGCCCGUGGGCCUGAUAAUGCUGGCUACUAUAAUUCAAGGUCACAUGAGACUGGCUUUUUUUGUGACGGAGGUGAUUAUGACAGCUACUACGGGCGUUUCUUCCUUAAUUGGUAUUCUGGAAUCCUCAUAGAUCAUGUGGAUCAGGUGCUCUCACUUGCUACUCUUGCAUUUGAUGGAGCAGCAAUUGUGGUGAAGAUCCCCUCCAUCUAUUGGUGGUACAGAACUGCAAGCCAUGCUGCAGAGCUUACUGCAGGAUUCUACAACCCUACAAAUCGAGAUGGAUACUCUCCAGUUUUCAGAAUGCUCAAGAAGCAUUCCAUAAUUCUUAAAGUGGUUUGUUAUGGCCCAGAAUUUACAGUUCAGGAGAAUGAUGAAGCAUUUGCUGACCCAGAAGGUUUAACCUGGCAGGUUAUGAACGCAGCAUGGGAUCAUGGUCUAUCUGUAAGUGUAGAGAGUGCUCUUCCAUGUCUUGAUGUGGACAUGUACUCUCGGAUCCUUGACACAGCGAAGCCGAGGAAUGAUCCUGACCGUCACCAUCUCUCAUUCUUCGCAUACCGUCAGCGAACUCCAUUCCUUUUGCAGAGAGAUGUGUGCUUCUCAGAGCUUGAGACCUUUGUAAAGUGUAUGCACGGGGAGGCUACCCAGAACUUUGUAGAUUGACAUAUUGCAGCUUGCGUUCUGCAAAUUUCCGCAUUCCCUUCGUGGCUAUCGCAAGAUUGAACUCAUAUUUCUGAUUACCGCGUUCCGGCCAUCUCCGCCUUAUGCUACGGGUCAGCCGAUCAGAUGGCACUGAAACUGAUGUGCCGGUGGUGGGCAGGGAUUAGUAUCCCUUAUCUGCGGUACAGGGCUGGUAGUUCAGCAAGUUUUUACCAUGGCGUCACCUGGCCUGGGCUGGAAAGAUGGAAAGAAUGGCGAGGCAUAUAUCUAAUAGUACUACAUUAUCAUGCUCUAAUAUGCAAAGAAAUCCUCUCCUGAAUGGGUGGUAAACCAUCUGUCUCUGAAUUCUCGAUGAUGCUUAGACUUUGUUUAACCGAAACAUCUUUCUAGAUUGUGACUGAAAUUUGAACUGUUCGAGCUGAGGUUAGGUCU
Molecule: messenger RNA, 2622 nt
Organism: Triticum aestivum (bread wheat)
Lineage: Eukaryota; Viridiplantae; Streptophyta; Magnoliopsida; Poales; Poaceae
Product: beta-amylase 8
Exons: 10
Coding region: 136-2193 (685 amino acids)
Biological process (GO): polysaccharide catabolic process
Molecular function (GO): beta-amylase activity
Source: RefSeq, a predicted model, not a curated record